GACUGACUUUACUGCAUUAGCCUGCGCAAGGGUUUCCCGAAAGCGUCGUAAGCCUAAAUGGAUCGUAGAUUCCAUCGUAUGACGAAUCUUAGUUUUACGGGCCGUACCCAAACACAUCUUGGCUAAAGUGUCUCUCGAAAAUUCGUAACUCUAUAAAGUGCAUAGUUUAGCUUACUCCUUAUGAGCAUGUUUGGGAAACGCACGUAAGAAACAUCGAUGGUUUCGUUUUUUGCUCGUUCGUUGCCACGAUCCAUCGUUAUCGGGAAACGCAGUCCAGAGCAACUCUAAUGGAUGAGAAGCAGCUAACCUAGUUCGGCAUGAGCUAUCCGAGUUCUAGCUAAUACACCCCAUGUUGGAUGAAUAUCGUCCAGACUAGUCUUGUUGUUUGCUAUUGUAAUUGUUUCGGAUCAUGUUUGUCUGGGUAUGCUUUCUGCUUAGUGUCUCAUUUUGCAGUGCUGGUGCUUUCUUGGAUACUGCCCGCGUCUGUUAUGGCACGGAAUAUGUUUUUCCAUCAAAAUACAAAUCAUAUUUCACAAUUACCAAGCUGUUCUUCAAGCCAUCAUACCCUCAGGGAUCACCCAAGACACUGGUGUUAGACAAAUUGGAGCUAAAAGCCCCACGUUACAAAUCCAGCUUCUCGACCUUGAGAAUACCUGAUGUAACAGAAGAGGACGAUGGGAUUUUCUCUAUUAUGUAUGUCAAUGGCGUUACAUUUGAUAUCCUCGAACUGGAAGUUACUGCUUGUUCUUCCAAAGUAGAAUUGACUUACGGCUCUAGGUUCUUGCAGACUGUUGUCAAUCAAGCUUCUACCUUAGACUUCCUGCCUUUAGACUCUUCCUCUGAGCAAAUGGUACUCUGGAAUCAAACAAACACCAAGGCUCGCAUAGAGGGCAUGGGGGUGUUUAUAGGCUACUCAUGGUUGGUAAAGUUUGUCACCCAAAAGCAUCAGGGCCACUAUACCUUCAGAAACAGCGAUGGCCGGAUUCUGUCCAGAACAAAGCUGGAAGUGAAAGAACAUGUUGAGUGGCACACUGUGGACAGUGAGGAGAAUAUCUUCAUCAAUUUCGCCCUGGACUCUAAUGAGUGCGACCUCAACUUUUUUCCGGAAGGGGAAACAGAGGCCAUACUUUUGAUUAAAAAUGGAAUAGAGAUGUAUGGCAAACCCAUCAAUGACAAGGUUCGGAUACUGGGUCGAAGAUCACAUUUUGCUUUUAAAAUUGCUGAUUUAGAGAACAAGGAUUCUGGCAAGUUUGAGCUCAGAGACCAGGACAACAACUUGGCUUUAGUAGUUUGGCUGAAGGUAAAAUCUGGUAUUUAUAUGUCUACACAUAUUUUUGUGGGAGUUUUUGUAAUUUUCCUGGUGGGUCUCUAUUGUUGUGUGAGGAAGUGCUGCCCUAAGAGGAAAGCCUCCAAACAAAACGCCUCUCCUUCCGGGUCAGGGCAGGUCGUGGUCCACCAAGACGAAACCUGUCACAUGACCAGUCAACCCUCAGGCCCAAGUUACCCCAGCCCCCCAUAUUUUCAGAGUUAUGCUAGUGAACCGGUCGUCACAAUAUCCCCCGCUGAACCCUCUGGCCCAACGUAUCCCUACCAGUCCACUGCUCCUCCUCCCAAUCCAUCGUCCAAUGACACGACGACCCUUAAGGAUGACCCCCACACUCAGGUGUCCACCUCCACAGGACUGGAUCCUCCUUCGUUCUCUCUGGGUUUCGGCUUCCUCUCUUCGGAUUCCGAGACUCAGUUUAAGCUUCCUCAGAGACUAAACCACCGCACUGACUUCUUUCCCAGCUCAGACCCUUCCUCCUCUGCAGAUGUGUACAUCUCUGACAAACUGAACUUCCGUUAAAAGAAAAUACUGUAUCUGGUGGGACCAUACCACAUUUAUUUAUGUUCUUGUCUAGUCACACGUCUGUUAUGUGGCCUAAUUCUAUGGAUAAGUAUUCAUUAUUUUAUCAUUAAUUUAUUGUUUAAGCAUAUUUUUGCACCUUUUUAAGGAUUCUACAGGUCUACUUUGUUGAGUUUAGGAUAUGUGCAAGCCAAAUCACCAUCUCCAGUUUUUAUACAUUUAUAUUUUCCACUUUUAUAUAUUUAUUCUCUGAGAAUUUGUGCCUUUUUUAAUCUAUUAUUUUUGCUCGGGUGGAUUAUCCAAUAUUUUGAACUAUGACUAUCCACCACCAGUUAGCAGUCACUUCUGUGAACCUAUCUGCAUAUAUAUCUAUAUCUACCUGCUUGCCUUAUAGCCCUGGUGCUGCCGGUCCUGGUUGUCUUGCCAUGCCUUUCUGACCUCAUAUACUAUUGGACAACUCAAUGUCCCAUAUGGAAACUAUUCUAACUUUGUGCGUGUGUGUUGUUUUUGAUCUAAAUAUAUUACUAUAAAGAUGUUGUCCACACUUAACUUCUCUGUCGAACUCAGCAAAACAAGAAACCUAAGCACUAAUACCUAAUCACUUGUCUUUCAGUAAAAAAAAAAAAAAAAGAAGAAAAUGUAGAAAAUAUAUAGUGCUUGAUCAGUACUCUCAUGAUGUCAUAUAUGUAUUGUCUCGUAAUAAUUGUAAUCUGUUACGGCCGUUAAGUGCAAUUAAAUAGUGCAACCUCUAGUCAUAAAAUGUACAGUAUUUGUGUUCAACCCUAUCCCUGGUAUCCACACUAGUUCAUGUUCGCUUACAUUUCUGAAUGAAGGCUGUUCACUUACAUUUCUGAAUGUAGGCCGUUUGUGAUCAACAUCAGAUUACAGUAAAUUCAAGUUAUUAGCUAUUUUCCUAUUUGGUUGUUGAGGAGUAGGAGCAUUUAUUUGUUUAAUACUGGCGUACAGGUUUUGAUCAAAAGUGCUGGUGUUUCUGAUUGGCUGAUAGGUGGCAUUAAACUCUGUAAAACUCAAGAUACCAAACCCUCUGAUCACAACAGUCUACUGGUGAUACCGAACCCUCUGAUUACAACACAACUUUUUCA
Hypomesus transpacificus is the source of this 2949-nucleotide messenger RNA. RefSeq lists its product as uncharacterized. The record is from RefSeq and is a predicted model, not a curated record. The transcript is spliced from 9 exons. NCBI's taxonomy places the organism in Eukaryota, Metazoa, Chordata, Actinopteri, Osmeriformes, Osmeridae. The coding region runs from base 410 to 1846 and encodes 478 amino acids.